AUCAAGUUGGUUGUGACUAUUGUGAUGUUUCUCAGUUCUCCCUCCACAAAAUGACCAAGAUCGAUGUGCCACACUGCAUUUUUCUCUUAAGUUUUGUUUAGUUCAUACGGCUAAUUCAGCCAGUAAGCCAGUAUAAUGGGUAAGUUUUUCCAUUACGAGUCCUACUCUUGCAUCUGUCAAAAUAAUCCGUGGUUUGUGAGAGCUGAUCAUCUGGUCACCCUGACUUACUGGUUUAUCUCUGAAGCUCUCAGACUCGAACGAUUAAGCCGUUUAAGCCAACAGAUCGAUCAGGUUUCAUCAUCGCUCAGUAGGGUUUCAAGCGUGUUUUCUCUAAAUUAAGAAGGUUAUUUUGGCCUUCGGUCAUGGCUCGUCUCACGUUUUAUCCCCCAAACACUGUUCGUCUCGUUUCGUUAGAGGAUCAUCCCGAAAUCUUUGAAGGUUGGGUUGAGGCCUUCAACGAGAAUCCCGAUCCUUACCUGGUCCGAGCUCAAACGCCUCGAUCUCCCACCAUCCGUUAUCGAAUCCACCCAUCUCUGGUUCAAGUCAAGCCUGGUCAGCGUGUAUCCUUCCAAAUUCAGAUCAAGAUCAAACCAGACGAGUACUCGGAACCCUCAGAGUCUGAACUCCGGAUGAGAUUAAGUUUUGUCCCUUUGGCCAUUUCUGAUCAUUUGUUGUCGACAGAAUUGUUGUGGGAUGGGAUUCCUGCAUCAGAGCGCAACAAUAUCACCCUAUCUUUGACUCUGACACGCCCAGACCCAAACUUAAACGCCCAUGAAAAUGCAAUUUCCACGUUAGCCAAUGAUUGUGACCCUGUUGAUUACUUGGACGAAUUUCCCGUGGACUUGGAUGACAAGGAAGAUGAUCCAGGAGUAAUUGUCGAUCGAUGUGAACAAGAUAUCUUCGAGAGAGACCUUGUGCCAUUGGAUGAUCACAGCGGUCACAGGCCUAUCAGCAGCAAAAGACAAGACAUUCGAGACCAACUUAUGAGCCUAUCCCAAAGCCUGGAAAAAGCAAAGUCUGUGAGGGUAAAUGAUAGUCAAAAGAGAGCUUCUGAUCAUCUGACGGAUCCAGUUUGGGUCCCAAAAACGAAACCUGUGGAGGAGUUGCUGAACGAUCCUUCUGAUGGUAGCGAUGGUAGCUCAGAUUUGGAAGCAAGAAUCCUGACUCUCGAAAUGGAUUUGAAGAAUCUCCGAUCCGAAAUGAGAUGCUUAUUGCUAAACCUUAAGCCACAAAUAAAUGGAGGGAAUGCGGCUGACUUGGUUGGUAAAGAAACGAGAAGCUGGCUUGCGAUUAUCUCCAGCCAUUGGGUUUGGAUCUGCUUGGGCUUAUUCAUGCUAGCCGUGGUGAUGACUAUGCGCCGCUUUGGUCCUCUAACAAUUUUUUGGGGUUUGUUUUCAUGGAAACUUUGCAGAAGUCUAAAUGUGACUGGAUCAUGCUUCACAGGAACUUUAACCCCGUUCAUGUCCCUUCGAAUCCCGACAAGGAUUGCCGAAGUAAUAACAUUUAUGGGCUUGGGAGUUUCUCAGGGUCCUCGGAUUUUUACUUGGACUUGUCGGCUUGUCAGAAAAAUAUCAACAAACUCGAAACAAACACCCAAGGCACCGAAGAUCACUCGGAUCAUUCGGAUCGCUUCCUCCUCACCCCUUCCACUUGGCUUGAGCAUCAUCCCUGCCGUGGGUUCCCUUGAGACGCGAGUGGUCACUAUGAGCCAAUCCACAGAUUUACAGCAUCUGCACAGUGCCCUCCGCCUGAUUACGGAGAUUCGAGCCCGGAGCGGGAAACUCUUGCAGAAUGUAGCCGACGGGAUGGCCGUCAAGCACGGCGAUGAGAACAAGGAAAAGAGAUUCCUCUCCGAGCUCAAAACCCUCCUGGACGGGGUGUCCGGACAAAUCGGGGAGUUGGAGCAAACCUUGAACAAUCAACCCCCGAUCUCGAAUCCCUUGCCCUUGGGUCAAAGCGUGUAUUUAUCGCUGGACACGGCCAUCGACUCGAUACCCAUCUACCAAAACCUGGUGAGCAGCUAUCGUUGGCUGGACAAGACCCACGAGUACGCCAGCAGUGCUGCUGGAUUCCUCGGACAAAACAGUCUCAAUCGAUCCAUCGGCAAGGUCUCCAAGAACCGACGUCGACCCAAUACUUCUCACACCGCUCCCCCCAAGGAACUCAAUGACCUGAUCAAUCAUAUGGGGUGCAUCUACCAGGACAUGACUUAUCAUAUCACACGCCCCAAUGGCACCAAGCAUAAUGCACUCGUCGAGGUAACGCUGGACCGCAUUUUGAAGGCCAUUCUAAUAUUCAAAGGGCUCAUGAUUGAAUGGGUCGUAGUGAAGGGCUUCAACGAAGAAUCCACCAAGCCUGAUGGCAGUUUGGAUGUGUGGAGCGAUUCCAAAUACCAAGUAUUUCAACGCAUCACCGAGAACGCCAAUGCCGCCAUGCUUAAUUUUCAAUCGCCCCUCUACCCCGAAUUGGGCGUCAAAUCGUUCAUGACCUAUUUGCAUAGCUUCCUCAAAUUGUUCACGGAGAAGUGUAAGAAAUGCGGAUACCAUUUACAUAAUAACAUUCCACCCACUUGGCGCGAAUUCAAAACCCUGGAACCGUUUCACGAAGAUUGUCGACCUUGAGGACAAAAAUGAAUAAAACAUUUUGC
This is a messenger RNA of Tigriopus californicus, 2647 nucleotides long. RefSeq lists its product as uncharacterized. NCBI's taxonomy places the organism in Eukaryota, Metazoa, Arthropoda, Copepoda, Harpacticoida, Harpacticidae. Bases 363 to 2621 code for a protein of 752 amino acids. Gene Ontology annotation, biological process: regulation of transcription by RNA polymerase II. Gene Ontology annotation, molecular function: transcription coactivator activity. The transcript is spliced from 8 exons. Gene Ontology annotation, cellular component: mediator complex. The record is from RefSeq and is a predicted model, not a curated record.